GACUCUGAAACAUCUAAGCCUGUUUCUAAAUCUAGCAACGAAAUGUGGUUGCGGUGGACAAAAUAUGCGUGCCUAUCCGCUCUCACUGCACUUCUCUUCUUAUCCUCUCUCCUUCCACGCUACUGCUGCUUCAAAUUUUUCUACAAAAUUUUUCCUCACUUCUUCGAUUCCCAAGACCUCUGUUUAUUCCAAUCUUCUUCUCUGCCAAGUCAAAGCGAAACCCAGUAAUUGUUCUAACAAUGAUUACAGUUUAUUAGAUACCGAUGAUGAUGAUGAUGAUUAUGUUUUGGUAGAUGAGGGCUCAGAAUCGCUAUCUGGGGAUGGUGUACAUAUCGAGAUAAAGAAGCUUGGGAGAAAUUCGCGGCGAAUUCGGUCAAAAAUUGAAAUAGCUGCAAGUCUCGACACUGUGUGGAAUAUAUUGACAGAUUACGAGAAAUUGGUUGACUUAAUUCCUGGUCUUGCUGUCAGUGAAUUGGUUGAAAAGAAAGACAACUUUGCUCGUCUUUAUCAGAUUGGACAGCAAAAUUUGCCAUUUGGGCUGAAAUUCAAUGCCAAAGGAGUUUUGGAUUGCUAUGAGAAGCAUCUUGAGAAUCUUCCCUCUGGGAAAAAACGUGACAUUGAAUUUAAGAUGAUUGAAGGUGACUUUCAAUUUUUUGAAGGAAAGUGGUCUCUUGAGCAGUGCAGUGGAGGAAAAAGCAAAGAGAGUAGUUCCUCAUCAGGUCAAGAACUUCAGACUACUCUCUCAUAUUUAGUUGAUGUAAAGCCAAAGCUCUGGUUGCCUGUUCGCUUAGUCGAAGGCAGACUCUGCAAUGAGAUAAAAAGUAAUCUUACAUGCAUCCGGGAAGCAGCACAGAAAGUGAUUAACGAGGCUCUGAAUGCUCAUUAAUCUUAUUGGCUUAUUGCCCAGAUAACACUGACAUCUUAGUUUAAUAAUGGAAACAAUAAUGUGAUUUGAUUGCUAGUCAAAGCUCUGCCUCGGGUAUAAUAUAUUCUGGAUUCAGUUGUUUGAAAAUUGAGAAUGAUAAGAAAGGGAUUCUAGUGAGUCCUUUCUUUUUUCAAACAAAAAAUAGUAAUGUUUUUGGUUAUCUUUGGACAAGCAUAUAGUUUUGUAUGGUGUCAAUUGAUUACGGAUGAAAUACUUGAAUUAUAUUAUGGGGAAUCAUUAAAGAUUCAAAUUUCAAAGUAA
This is a messenger RNA of Pistacia vera, 1186 nucleotides long. RefSeq lists its product as uncharacterized. Bases 65 to 886 code for a protein of 273 amino acids. The transcript is spliced from 3 exons. The record is from RefSeq and is a predicted model, not a curated record. Lineage: Eukaryota; Viridiplantae; Streptophyta; Magnoliopsida; Sapindales; Anacardiaceae.